AUAAAUUAAAGUUGAAUAUUUUGAAGUUUUAAUAAGAUAGUACUUUAUAUUUCGUUAAUAAGAGUUAUUUUUCAUCAUUGAUGAGUAAAUUAAUUGUGUUCAUUAUUUGCAUCAUUUAGUAAAUAUACCCGAAGAAGUAUUAAGUUGGGAUAUCCAUGCUAGAGAAAGGUUUGUGAAGAACUCCAAGCUAGGAAGCGUACAAAUAUUUCGCGCCAGAGGCAUGAUAGUUGGAUGUGCAGGUGCCGGAAAAACAACUCUUUUACGAAAACUUCACGGAAGAGGUAUAACAGAUGAAGAUGAACCAACUGAGACAACUAUCGGCCUUGAGGUUCAUGAAGAUUUGUUUGCUAUUAAGGAAAACAAGUUAACAGAUUUUGCGAAUGCUGACAACAGUAGAAAUCCAUACCUUGACAACAACGUAAUAAGCAUGACAGACUUUGCAGGACAGGUUGCAUACUACGCAUGUCAUCAGGUUUACCUGUCAAGGAGAGCAUUUUAUAUCGUGGUCAUUGACAUGUCCAAAAAGCUUGAUGAAGAAUGUCGACUGUAUGACACAGAUCGCCAUGAUCCAACAGGUUCCUUUUUUUCAUUCAUGGACUUACGGAGAAUACUUCCAUUUUUGGUUGCAAACUAUAAAUACAUACUGCAAUGAAGGAAUAACACAAAAGGAUCCGAAAGACACAACAGCAAUCAAAGGCUCCACGGCGAAUGCAAAUUUACAGCCGAUUAUUCUUAUUGCCUCCCAUAAAGACAAUCUGGU
Molecule: messenger RNA, 760 nt
Organism: Saccostrea cuccullata (small rock oyster)
Lineage: Eukaryota; Metazoa; Mollusca; Bivalvia; Ostreida; Ostreidae
Product: probable serine/threonine-protein kinase roco5
Exons: 3
Coding region: 221-652 (143 amino acids)
Source: RefSeq, a predicted model, not a curated record